Colletotrichum siamense is the source of this 960-nucleotide messenger RNA. RefSeq names its product putative 2-hydroxyacid dehydrogenase. Gene Ontology annotation, molecular function: glyoxylate reductase (NADPH) activity; NAD binding; hydroxypyruvate reductase [NAD(P)H] activity. The coding region runs from base 1 to 960 and encodes 319 amino acids. Gene Ontology annotation, cellular component: cytosol. The record is from RefSeq and is a predicted model, not a curated record. NCBI's taxonomy places the organism in Eukaryota, Fungi, Ascomycota, Sordariomycetes, Glomerellales, Glomerellaceae. The transcript is spliced from 2 exons.
AUGUCCCAAGCGAAACCCCGCAUUCUUUUCUUCAACCCUAUUCGUCACGCCACCACUGAGUAUGAAGCUCUCAAAACCGUCGCUGCUCCUGAAGUGGUCACGAGCGCAUCGCGAGCAGAAUUCUUCAAGGACCUGAGAAGCAAGUACCAUGAUGUUGCUGGAAAGUUCGACGAGGAAUUCAUUAGUCAACUACCGUCUUCCCUCAAGUACAUAUGCCACACAGGAGCUGGCUAUGACCAGAUCGACGUAGAUGCCUGCAGCAAGCGAAACAUUGCGGUCACCUAUGCACCCGACCCGGUCACCAACGCUACUGCUGACCUGACGAUCUUCCUUCUUCUCGGGGCCCUCCGCCAAGUGAAUCCUGGCUUAAGCAACUUGCGAAGGGGAGACUUCAAGAAGGGUCUCGACUUUGGCCAUGAUCCCCAGGGCAAGACACUAGGCAUCCUCGGAAUGGGCCGCAUUGGGCGUGCAGUCAAGCAUCGGGCGGAGCCGUUUGGCCUCCACGCCAUCUACCAUAACCGCAAGCCACUCUCAGACGAGCUCGCUGCCGGAACCCCUUACGUCUCAUUCGAUGAGCUUCUCCGCACGAGCGACAUCAUUUCUGUCCAUGUUCCUCUCUCAGCGGCGACUACCCAUCUGAUAGGGCCGGAGGAGAUUGCCAAAAUGAAGCCCGGUGUGGUGAUUAUCAACACUGCUCGAGGUGCAGUCAUUGACGAAGCUGCCAUGGCCGCCGCGCUUGACGAAGGCCAUGUUGCUGCUGUCGGACUGGAUGUUUACGAGAAGGAGCCCGUUGUUGAUGAGAGAUUGGUUAAGAACGAGCGCGCAUUGCUCGUGCCUCACAUGGGAACACACACUCACGAGACCCUGAAGCAGAUGGAAUUGCUGGGUAUGGAAAACGCUAGGCGGGGUGUGUGCGGGGAAGAGCUGUUGACGGUUGUCCCUGAGCAACUUGGCGCCUGA